GCAAAGUAAUUUUGCCCUAGUCAAUCAGCAUUGAGUAGUUUUGCCCUGUCUCCUGUCUGUUACAAAGUAAUAUAUAUUUCAAUACACCGGAGCGAAGCCAGAUCAACACUUCCAUAGGCGCCUCGAAGGAUAAACAUUUCAGCGACUAAGAUGCCAACGAUUGUUCUUGUCACGUUCUAUUCUAACAAACGGAAAAUAGAGUUUGACCGAUGUGGAGGAGAACCGACCGUGGCAGCUCUUCGAGAGCAGUUUUUCAAAACAUUCGAGAACGUUAUACCCGAAGGAAUCACCCCUGAUGAAAUCUUGUUUCAACGCUUCAGCAAGAAACACAACGACUGGAUUGAUCUCGACGAUAAAGAUCGUGUAAAAAACAAAGACAAAAUCAGAGCCCAGAUUAAAGUAUCGAUAAACCCGCCACACCCUGUCAAAAAUACCAAAGCAUACCGUCUGUGGAACCCGAGCAGUCGUGUUAAUGGGAGUCUCCUGAAAAAGACAACAAACCCUUCUACUUUGAAAUGCGACGGGCACAACUCAGAUCCGCCAGCAGAUUUGAAGAUACAAUUUAUAGACGAGAGUACUCUUGAAACUCCAAAAUUAUUCCGACUUCAGUUUGAUGGUAGCACGGACACAGAUAAAUGGCUGAUAACUGGGGAAGGGGAGCACAAGGAUGUCAGCGUUAAGCCUUUUGAUACCAAAACGGGAACGGUGCAAAAAAAUCAGAAGUUCCAGCCGUCUUAUUUCUUUGGAAGCACGCGAUUCGAAUGUCUUGACGUUGGCGGAAGAAAUGAUCUGUUCCUUUCUGUUGAAAGCGAUGGAAAAGUGACGCUUGCUGAAGGAGGCCCAAUUGAAUACCCAGUGGCUAGCACUCUCUUUGUUACUAACGAGCAACCGUAGUAUUUGUGAGGGGAGGCGCCGUAAGAAAACUUUUGUAAGUUUUAAAUGUUCACCCUUUAAAUUACGGGAAUUACGUUCAAGGUCGUAGAAUGAACAGAUGAAUAUAAAAAUUAUAGAUCACUCAGAAUAAAGCUGGUAUUUUUGUCGUCCUAAUAAAUAUAUAAGCAUAAUACAUCAUUAUCAUCAUUAUACAACUUGGAUUUAUUAAAAUAUUACUGUUAUCAUGGUUCAGAUGUGAAGCCAGUCCCUUUUUAUAGGCUUUUUUAUGCCGCUAAGGCUUCAUACAAGUAAAGAUUGAGCAACAUUGCGCUUGAAACUUUCAGUUUUUUUAGAUGGUGAGUCAAUUUAAACAGUUUUAAACACAAAAAAAAUGUGGUUCUUUCAUUGCUAUGGAAACGUACUAAUGGAAUGCGAAAUUCCUGUUGUCACCAGGGUGACUCCUCCCUCUCAUCCAUUCUUCCUCCUUACUCCUCCUCCAGAGGCGGGCUCUCCUGUUUGUAACUGGUGAAACUGUAUCAUUUAAAAACAAGGGAGCGCUUGUUAUCCCAUAUGUAGCCCUUAUAGCCUAGCCUACACAUAGCUCAGACUUUAUAAAAGGCAGGGAAUCUGUUAGUUUCUUAUGCAGUUCUACAUGUAGACAAUUAUUCUUUUUAUAAAGACAUUUGGUGGGAA
Messenger RNA from Nematostella vectensis (starlet sea anemone), 1566 nucleotides. RefSeq lists its product as uncharacterized. Lineage: Eukaryota; Metazoa; Cnidaria; Anthozoa; Actiniaria; Edwardsiidae. The coding region runs from base 151 to 894 and encodes 247 amino acids. The record is from RefSeq and is a predicted model, not a curated record. The transcript has 5 exons.